Camelus dromedarius (Arabian camel) is the source of this 3931-nucleotide messenger RNA. It is a transcript of the gene PRXL2C, whose product is annotated as peroxiredoxin like 2C. The transcript has 6 exons. Bases 64 to 762 code for a protein of 232 amino acids. The record is from RefSeq and is a predicted model, not a curated record. Lineage: Eukaryota; Metazoa; Chordata; Mammalia; Artiodactyla; Camelidae.
CGUUUGGCUGCAUCCCAGCUCACACGGCCCGCGACCCUGCCGGAGCGAGCCCCGGGCCCGGAGAUGCAGGGCUCGAUGGCCGCCCCAUCCCUGACCCCGGUCACGCGGCAGGUCAGCAGCCGCGCCGCCCCAGCGCCGGUCCCGAGCGGCGCCGAGAGCGGGCAGCCCCUGGCCGCCGCCGUGGCCGAGCUGCCGGUGCUAGACGCCGCCGGCAGGCGGGUGCCGUUCGGCGCGCUGUUCCAGGAGCGCCGGGCCGUCGUGGUCUUCGUGCGGCAUUUCCUGUGUUACAUCUGCAAGGAAUACGUAGAAGAUCUGGCCAAAAUUCCCAAGAGUUUCUUGCAAGAAGCAAAUGUCACUCUUAUUGUGAUUGGACAGUCAUCCUACCAUCAUAUUGAGCCUUUCUGCAAACUGACUGGGUAUUCUCAUGAAAUCUAUGUUGAUCCUGAGAGAGAAAUUUAUAAAAGAUUGGGAAUGAAAAGAGGUGAAGAAAUUGCCUCCUCAGGACAGAGCCCCCAUAUAAAGUCAAAUAUACUCUCAGGAAGCGUUCGGAGCCUGUGGCGGGCAGUGACUGGCCCCCUUUUUGAUUUCCAAGGAGAUCCAGCUCAGCAAGGUGGAACGCUCAUCUUAGGUCCGGGUAACAGCAUCCAUUUUAUACACCGUGAUAGAAACAGGCUGGACCACAAACCCAUCAACUCUGUUUUACAGCUUGUAGGAGUUCCACACGUGGACUUUACAGGCAGACCUCCAGUUAUCCACGUGUGACGUUACAGACUCGGUCACUUUUAGACGGACCCUGGGGUAUGAUCUGAAGUGUCAGCAUGUAGUAUCCUUGUGCAGGGCCUAAUUUGUUGACUCUUCUCAGCCUUUGAGGAGUAAUGAAAACAUAAAGAGAUUAUGUACCACAAGUUGAGUAGCAGGCUGAGAGGCAUCAGUGGUCAACAAUGUGAUACAGAUUUAUAAUUUCAUGGCUUUUAAAGUUUUAUUUUGUAUAAAACUUUUUGUAAAAAAAAUCAAAUUGUAUUUAUACAAGAUAAAACUUUAAAAAGCUAUAAAAUUUAAAUGUCAUUCUUUAUUUUACAUUAUGGUAUAACCAUUCAAUGAAAGUUUUUUUGGGCUGUUAAAAUUAUGAAGAACAUAUAAGGGGAAGGGAAAGCGAUGCAAAACCAUUUUUAUCCAUUUAGAAAAGCAAGAUGUGAAAUUCUGUAAACAAUAUAAUCACAUUUUUGUAUGUAUAUGUUUAUAUUUUUGUAUGCUUAGAAAGACGGGAAGUAAUUCAUACACCAGAAUAUCUACCAGUAGGUAUCGCCAGGUGGGAGGACUGCGGGUGUUUGUAUAUUUCCCAGCUAUUCUGUAAUGAACAUGAUCUAUCGUUUUGGCCAGGACAAGGUCUUUAAAAAUUACGUUAAGAUUAUAUUCCUACACAGCAAGCUCUACAAAGCUGCAGUUCUAUGGGCUGCAGUCCUCAGGUUUCUACCCUAAUUGCCUUCCUCAGAGGAAAUUCAGACCCAGCCUUCACAGAGCCAGUGUUCACAGCACCUGUACCACACACCCACUCUCCAUUCCACUGGGAUUUUGUCUUUGGGGGGUGUGGUAAAAGGAGAAAAAUAUGUUUUAUAUAUUUAAGAUAUUUUUUAAAAAUAUGAUCGGUAUACUUUUUGAAAGGAGAUUUUAAGAAUUGUUUAAACUAAAAAAAAACUUUGUAAUUUAAAUGUACACUGUAGUUUGGCUGUAUAUUCCUAGACAGCUUUCUCACCCCCAAAACUGCUUUUAUUUAGUGGGACUGUUGUCAUCUUUUAUUUUUCUAGAAUCUUAAUAUGUUUAGUUGGUAAGCAUCCCAGAAAUUCUGAUAAAACAUACAGCAAGAUUAAAAUAUUGGUAAUUAUUAGCAAGUAUAAUGCUGCUUUGAACUUACAAUAUCUUUAUAUCAAGCAGAUGAAGUCAUAUACAAAAUAUAUAUUUAAAGUGUCCAAAUAUUUGAACGUAUUUUCAUGUGUAUAUUCACAGAAAAUCAUGUUUUUAAUCAAUAAAAAUGAAAUAUCUCAUAAAAUUUCGUUACAAAAUUUUGUGCUGUCUUCUUACAGUCAGGAAAGACUAGUGGCCUAGAUCCCUUUGCUGAUUUUAGGCUUAAAACUGCUGAGUCAUAGCUAAUACAAAAUUUACUUAUUUAUAAAUGUACACCACACUUUUCUAAGAUACAUAAGUGUCCUUUAUGUGGUUUCAGGAGGGAACAGUUACAUAAAAUAAGUGCAGUGGUAAAUUGCCUACCCAAACAAAUAUAUUUAAUAUAAAAAUUACUUGUAGUAAGUGCUAUGAAAUGUAUAAACAUGCUCCAUAUGAAAUAAUGUAGUGGACUAAAACUUUUGAAAAACCUUUCUAUGAUAAAUAUUUGGAAAUACUGAUAAAAAGCUAAUAACAUCUAACACUUUGAUGGUGCUAAUUAUUUGCCAGGUACUAUUCCAUUAGCCCUGUGGAACUGACAUUACAAUCAGUAUUAUCAGCUCCAUUUUACAGAGAAGAAACAUCUGUUUUUAAACUUGAGCUUACAAGAAAGUGAGGAAACUCCACAAGGGCCAGACAGAAGCAGAAAUCAGGCUGAUGACCGUGCAUGGAAGCCGGGGGCUGUCCCCUUCCCAGGAUUCAGAGAAGGCUAUUUCUUGGCCAACUCAAAGGCUUUAUAUAGUAGAGAGUUAAAAGAAAGACCACUGCAUGAAGUACCACCUGAGACCUGGGACUUCUGAGGGCAAAAACGGUGUAAGAAUGGGCUCCAGUCAAUCCAUCUAUAGACCAAGGAGUCCAGUGGGGACCUGUGUUAUAAGGCUUCUGCAGUGAACCUUUGUGGAAAAAAGAAUUUUGAUAAAAUGUAAGUGCAUGCUUAAUUUUAAAAAAUCAAAUAUUUUUGUUUAUCAAGAAGAUUCAUGAUGAACUAGGAGACGGCAUAAAAUGUUCGCGUUACCAUCCACCACGGGAGGUCACAGUGGUAACACUGACCACGUGAAAGCUGGAAGACAAACUGUGUAAAGGUUAAGACUUAUUUUAAGAAGCGUGUUCCAGAAGAUGAUUUAAAACCAUGCAGCUGCAGAAGAAGGCACAUUUACACGUCAUUCUGUGAAGAAUGAGUUUUCGUUUAGAUCAGAGUUCUUGUAAAUUAAUUUCACGCGUCAAUUCUGAGUUUUCUUGUGUACUUUUCAAAAGUGAAAAGGUGGCUCUUCACAGUGGCUCUGUUAGCAGAAAGCUCUGAAAACAGUUACAGGAUGCCAAUUUUAUAUCAGCAUUAUUAGAUGCUUGAAAUAGAAAACCAGAUAAACUCACUCCUUAAAAAGAAGCUAAAAAAAUUUUUUUAAAAAUCCAGUUUACAAAUCAAGGCAAAACUUUUAGAAGUUCAUUCUCUCAAAGGUGAAAUAUCUCACAGUAUGGUGAAUGCUACUCCAAAUUCAGAUUACAACUCGACAGUGAAGAAAAUGAUUUGUUUCUGUGGUGACAAUAUGAGCAUAAAUUGGGAUGAAUAUAUAUUUUGAUAAAAAUAAUGUUCAUAUGAAAUUAAAAAACCUUUGGGGCAGAAGUGGUUUGGAAUUUGUUGUGAUGUACACAUAAUUCAUAAUUGGCUCCAAACAAGCUGUCAGUCAAAAUGGAGAUUGUAGUUGUUAAAAUUUACCAAUUAAAAAAAAGUUUAUUGUGGUGAAAUAUACAUGACAUUAAAUUUACAAUUAACCAUUAUUUGUAGUUAAAUAUGUAUAACAUAAGGGUUUUUUUAACCAUUUUUAAGCAUUAACUGCCACUGGGUUCAAUCCCCAGUACCUCCAUAUGUAUGACUGGGACAUUGUGCUGUCUGUACACCAGAAACUGAUACAUUGUAACUGACUGCACUUCAAUUAAAAAAAUAAAUUAAUAAAUAAAAACCCAAUUACCUCUCCCCCAAAUAAAAUAAUAAAUA